AUUCACUCGAAAUAAAAGUCACCGUUAAGUUCACUCAAAUUAAAAAUAUAUUUGUCUCUCAAAUUAGAUUAAUAUGAUUAAACAACCCCGUUCGGUAGUAAAAAGUGUAAAGUUCUUAUUAACCUCAAUAAGCCGAAAUGUGUCGUCCCAAACAAGUGAGGUUAUCGUUAAAAAUGUGAACGAUAAGGGUGUCCUAGUGCUUAACAGGCCCAAAGCGUUGAACGCUCUCACCCUAUCCAUGAUGGAGACCAUCAAACCAGUACUAAAAGAUUGGGAAAGCAAGAAAUCUUUAGUGUUAAUCAAAGGUACGGGGGAGAAGUCUUUCUGUGCUGGUGGUGAUAUAAGAUCCGUGUUUGAGGCUCGCCUGAGAGGAGAAAAAAACUUAGGACACAUGUUCAAGGCUGUGUAUUCUACCAGUGCUUUAAUCGGUUCCUAUAAAAUUCCUUAUGUUGCGCUUAUCGAUGGGAUCGUCAUGGGUGGAGGAGUUGGUUUGUCAGUACAUGGCAGAUAUAGGGUAGCUACAGAAAGGUCAAUAUUUGCCAUGCCAGAAACACAGAUUGGAUUUUUCCCAGAUGUUGGGGGAUCACACUUCCUACCUAGACUCUCAGGCAAGCUCGGAUGGUAUCUAGGACUAACUGGCAAAAGAUUAAAGGGAUCUGAUAUACUCAAAGCAGGAAUUGCUACCCAUAUAUGUGACAGUAAAGAUCUUCCUCAGUUAGAAGAAGCCUUGUUGAACAAGUGUAGAACUGAUAAAGAUAUACAAAAUACUCUAAACAAGUUUUCCAAGAAGGAAAUACCACCGUUUUCAUUAGAAAAAGUCAUAGACAAAAUAGAUGAUUAUUUCUCAGCUUCUAGUAUGGAAAAUAUAGUAGCUAAAUUGGAAAAUGAUGACACCAAAUGGGCACAAGAAACUUUAGCACUUUUGAGAAAAAUGUCUCCUACUAGUCUUAAGGUGUCUUUAAAAAUGUUGGAAUUAGGACAACACUAUAACCUCGACGACUGUCUUCACAUGGAAUACAAUAUGUGCUUGACCUUCUUGAAAAAUAAUGAUUUCUUCGAAGGUGUCAGAGCUUUAUUAAUUGACAAAGACCAGAAACCCAACUGGAAGCCGAAUACAUUGGAAGACAUCACCACCAAGAUAGUAGAUGAGUACUUUUAUGAUUUACCAAAAUUAAAGAUGUGUUGUUUGUUUGGGUUUAUAUGACUGCGGACACUACAUCCAUAAAAUUAAAGAUUACAAUGUAAGUUGUGUGUUCUCUAUUGUGCUCCAGUCCAGAAGAAAGAAAUCGUCUUCUUGUUAAUAUGAUUUUUUGAAAUAGUUUCUUGUUUAUAACAAUCUAUUUUUGUAAAAAUAAGUCUCUUUUUAAGAGUUUGUUAAAUCUAUACAUCUUUUUAUGUUUUUUCUUAAAAGAAGUUUAUUAAAGAAGUAAA
Messenger RNA from Diabrotica virgifera virgifera (western corn rootworm), 1431 nucleotides. Its product is annotated as 3-hydroxyisobutyryl-CoA hydrolase, mitochondrial-like. Gene Ontology annotation, cellular component: mitochondrion. The transcript is spliced from 2 exons. NCBI's taxonomy places the organism in Eukaryota, Metazoa, Arthropoda, Insecta, Coleoptera, Chrysomelidae. Gene Ontology annotation, biological process: L-valine catabolic process. Gene Ontology annotation, molecular function: 3-hydroxyisobutyryl-CoA hydrolase activity. The record is from RefSeq and is a predicted model, not a curated record. Bases 74 to 1204 code for a protein of 376 amino acids.